This is a messenger RNA of Amblyraja radiata (thorny skate), 2083 nucleotides long. RefSeq names its product Y+L amino acid transporter 2-like. Gene Ontology annotation, molecular function: L-amino acid transmembrane transporter activity; basic amino acid transmembrane transporter activity. The transcript is spliced from 10 exons. Gene Ontology annotation, cellular component: membrane. NCBI's taxonomy places the organism in Eukaryota, Metazoa, Chordata, Chondrichthyes, Rajiformes, Rajidae. Gene Ontology annotation, biological process: amino acid transmembrane transport. Bases 261 to 1712 code for a protein of 483 amino acids. The record is from RefSeq and is a predicted model, not a curated record.
UGCGCCUUUAAGAGAGGUGGCGCGCAGAGUGCAUGCUCUUCCUUUGCUCAGCUGCUUGAUGUGAAAUCUAGCGGAUCUCGUCCUUGAAGGACGUACUAGGAAGAGAGAGGCUUUAUAUACGGAAGCAGAGAGUCGGAAAGACCUGCAAGCCUCUAGAUCGGCGGUGUCGGUGCCGCGUGUUCGGGUUCCCGAGACGUCUCUUCAUCUGAAGCGUCCUCUGGUAUUGUGGGGACGGGUCGAGCCCUCGCCUUGCAGCACUGAUGGAGACCAAGUCUAAGACUGCGGCCCCUGAGUCCGUGCGGCUGAAGAAGGACAUCUCCUUGCUCCACGGAGUGUGCCUGAUCGUUGGCAACAUGAUCGGAUCCGGGAUCUUUGUCUCCCCCAAGGGCGUGCUGAGGUUCACCGGCUCCUACGGCCUGUCCCUGAUCAUCUGGGCAGUGGGAGGAAUAUUCUCCGUCAUCGGGGCGCUGUGCUACGCCGAGCUGGGGACCACCAUCAAGAAGUCCGGGGCCAGCUACUCCUACAUCUUGGAGUCGUUCGGGGGCUUCCUGGCCUUCCUGCGCCUCUGGACGUCCAUGCUCAUCGUGGAGCCGGCCUGCCAAGCCGUCAUCGCCAUCACCUUUGCCAACUACCUCAUCCAGCCCUUCUUCCCUUCCUGCGAGCCGCCCUACAAUGCCGUGCGGCUGCUGGCUGCCUUCUGUAUAGGGCUGCUGACGAUGGUGAACUGCGGCAAGGUGGCGUGGGGAGCUUCUCUGCAAGUGGUGUCCACAUUUGCCAAGGUCAGCGCCUUGAUCAUCAUCAUUGUGGCAGGACUGGUGAAGCUCUGUCAAGGACAGGCAGAUAAGUUCCAAAAUUCCUUUCAGGGCUCCAAGCUGAACGCUGGCGAUAUGGCCCUCGCUCUUUAUUCAGCGUUGUACUCUUACUCAGGAUGGGACACUCUCAACUUUGUGACCGAAGAGCUUCACAACCCUGAAAGGAACCUGCCCUUGGCGAUUGCUAUUUCCAUGCCCCUGGUAACGAUCAUCUACCUCCUGACAAACGUGGCCUACUACGCAGUCCUGGACAUCCCAACCAUCCUCCACAGUGAUGCCGUGGCCGUGACUUUUGCAGAUAGUGUCCUGGGUUACGUGAAGUGGCUCAUACCACUGUCGGUAGCGAUAUCCUGCUACGGUGGCCUUAACUCAUCUAUCAUUGCAUCCUCCAGGCUUUACUUUGUUGCCUCGAGAGAAGGACAUUUGCCCAGUUUCCUCUGCAUGGUCCAUGUAUUUAGAUGCACUCCGAUCCCGGCCUUGUGUUUUAAUGGAGCGAUAGCGUUAAUCUAUCUCUGCAUUGAAGAUAUUUACACUCUCAUCAACUACUUCAGCUUUAACUACUGGCUAUUCAUCGGCCUGUCUGUCGCCAGUCAGAUUUAUCUGAGAUGGAAGUUUCCUGAUCUACCAAGACCUGUGAAGCUGAGUUUGAUCUUUCCUAUCAUCUACUGCAUGUGCAGUUUGUUCCUGGUGGUGACUCCUCUCUACAGCGACCCCAUCAACUCUCUCGUUGGGAUUGCAGUGGCACUCUCCGGAGCUCCCGUCUACUUCCUCUGCAUCUACAUCCCGCGUGAAAAGCAGCCCAAGUGCCUUCAGAAGCUUUUAAGUAUCGUCUCCUUGUACACGCAGAAGUUAGCACUGUGCUGUCUGACAGAUAAGGAAGUCGAAGACAAAGAAGUGUAACCAGAAUCAACCAAAGAACUUUCCCAGGACUGUGGAGUCCGUACGCACAGAUUCUUCUCUCUCACGCUGUUGAAACUUUGAAUCCUGCCCUCUCGACAAUCAAAAUGCUGGAGACCAUUUUAUUUCCAAAAAUCGCACCGAUUUGUACUUUAUUAUCACAGGUGGCACGAUCGAGGUGCUUUGCAUUGCCGUACACAAGGUAUGCAAAGGGUCGCCACUUAAAGGGCGUCGACACAGUUACAAAGGGUUCAUUAGAGUCCCCGAUAGUCCUUCUUUGUUCUCAGCCACCCCCCCUCCCCCCCAUUGCCAAGUCACACUUUGUUCUCUCUUGUAGUAAAACUGUUUUAAUUAAAAAUUGCAUCUUUUUUCAA